Messenger RNA from Gigantopelta aegis, 753 nucleotides. RefSeq names its product cyclin-Y-like protein 1. Gene Ontology annotation, molecular function: protein kinase binding; cyclin-dependent protein serine/threonine kinase activator activity. The record is from RefSeq and is a predicted model, not a curated record. Gene Ontology annotation, cellular component: plasma membrane. Gene Ontology annotation, biological process: regulation of canonical Wnt signaling pathway; regulation of cyclin-dependent protein serine/threonine kinase activity. Lineage: Eukaryota; Metazoa; Mollusca; Gastropoda; Neomphalida; Peltospiridae.
AUGGGGAAUUGCUGUUCUCCAGGUAAUGAUGAAAUUGAUGCAGACUUCACGGACUCAGCCCCAAUGCCAAACACUGGGCAAGGACCUGAAUCUCCUCUUGCUAUUAAGAAAGCUAACUCCUGUUCUACAGUUUUUUUAGAUGACAGUACUGUCAGUUUACCCAACCUAAAAUUUACUUUAAAAUGUGCAUCAUUAGCUGUAUUCUAUAUUGUCAAAGGACGAGACAGACCACCAAAAACAUUAGAUAUAUAUGAUGAGAAAAUCCACCCACUCACAGUAACGAGACCCCGUUCUGAUCACUAUGCUGAUUUUACACCAGAUCACAAACUAAUAUAUAAAUUUAUUAAAACUUUAUUUCAUGCUGCACAGCUUACAUCAGAAUGUGCUAUCAUCACAAUUAUCUAUUUAGAGAGGCUCUUACAAUACAGUGAGAUAGAUCUACAUCCUUCAAAUUGGAAACGCAUUCUCCUCGGAGCUAUACUGUUAGCUUCAAAAGUAUGGGAUGAUCAAGCAGUAUGGAGUGACUAUUGUCAAAUUUUACGUGAAAUCACUGUUGAAGAUAUGAAUGAGUUAGAAAGGGUAUAUUUAGAACAGAUACAAUUCAACAUUAAUGUACCGGCCAAAAUGUACGCCAAAUAUUACUUUGACUUGAGAACACUAUCAGAAGAAAAUGGACUCACAUUUCCAAAUGAAUAUUUACCACUAACAAAAGAUAGAGCACUAAAAAUUGAAGUAAGAGUGUUUGAAAAUUAA